AUGGAAGGGGACUCCUUCCCACUUCCUCCUCAUCCUCCAAAGUUCAACAAUCGCGAUGGCCAAAUCAUGAUGGAAAACAUUGAAAGUUGCGCUCGUACUGCCUAUGGAUAUCAUGGAAUUCGCCUUGAUUAUAUUUUCCGUGAAAAUUCUGAACUUGUUGGUGACCCUGGGUUUCUCAAAGCCAAUGACAGCUCUUGCUCCAUCGAAGAAGAACUUGUCCGACGUGCUGCCCAUACUGGUGCUGUGUUCCGUCGCAACAACCAGAAAUUUUGGGUUAUGCUCCAUGCAGUCACACAUGAAACCGAUGCCUCCAAUCAUGUUCGUCAAUUUGCUCCAACUUUGAAUGGUCGCGCUGCUUACUUCGCUCUGUUUGCACAAUAUCGUGGAAGGGGACAUUUCACAAAUGAACGCCAAGCUGCUGUCCGUGUCCUUGCAACACUUCACUGGAAUGGUAAAGCUUGA
Cylindrotheca closterium is the source of this 462-nucleotide messenger RNA. The record is from the annotation of a GenBank genome assembly. Lineage: Eukaryota; Bacillariophyta; Bacillariophyceae; Bacillariales; Bacillariaceae.